Chaetomium fimeti is the source of this 1317-nucleotide messenger RNA. Its product is annotated as kinase-like domain-containing protein. The record is from RefSeq and is a predicted model, not a curated record. Gene Ontology annotation, biological process: phosphatidylethanolamine biosynthetic process. The transcript has 2 exons. NCBI's taxonomy places the organism in Eukaryota, Fungi, Ascomycota, Sordariomycetes, Sordariales, Chaetomiaceae. Bases 1 to 1317 code for a protein of 438 amino acids. Gene Ontology annotation, molecular function: ethanolamine kinase activity. Gene Ontology annotation, cellular component: cytoplasm.
AUGGCUGUAGGCCGCGAAAAUGGACACAGCAAGGGUGAAUUGAACGGGGACGACCACCCGAUUCGUUAUAUCCCUCUUUCCUACGACGGCACCAACUCGGAGGAAUCAGCGCUCCGCCUCGUGCUGUCUAUUCGUCCCGACUGGCAAUCGCCCGACUCGAACGUCGAGUUCAUUCGCUUCACCGACGGCAUCACAAACACCCUUCUGAAGGCAGUCAACAAACGCCCCGGCCUAUCCAAAAAUGACGUCGAUAACGAGGCCAUCCUCCUGCGGGCUUACGGCAACGGUACCGACGUAAUUAUCGAUCGGCACCGCGAGACCCAGAACCAUGAGCUGCUCAUGAGGAACGGCUUGGCUCCCGAACUCCUUGCACGAUUCGAGAAUGGCAUGAUGUACCGCUUUAUCCAAGGCGCCGUUACCCAGCCCGAGGAUCUGCGCAAGCCCGAGAUCUACAGGGCCGUCGCGCGCCGUCUGGCCGAGUGGCACGCCAUCGUGCCUUGCAUAUCCGCCCGCACCGGCCACAGCCGUAAGAACUCGAGGGUCGAUGGGUUCGUGGGCUCGGCACUGGAUAGCAACCUCGGCGACGCUGAGUUCCAGCUGGCUCUUGACGGCGUCGCACCGGGAAAGCCGCCCCCGAACGUCUGGACCGUUAUGCAGAAGUGGAUCUUUGCUCUACCAACCGAUACGGAGGCGCAAAGGGCCCGGCAGGCUGAGCUGCAGCAGGAGCUCAAGAGGCUCGUUUCCGAGCUAAGCCAUCGCCCGGGCCUGGGUGCAAAUGGGCUUGUUUUUGCGCACUGCGAUCUCCUGAGCGGAAACGUCAUCGUGCUACCCAAGUCUCAACUCUCCAACGGCGACAAGUCCUCCGAGCCCACGGUCACCUUCAUCGACUAUGAAUACGCGACACCCUCGCCAGCUGCCUUUGACCUGGCGAACCACUUUGCCGAAUGGGGUGGAUUUGACUGCGACUUUAGCGUUCUGCCGACACGCGCACAGAGGCGCGAGUUCAUUGCCGAGUACAUAGACUCAUACUUCAGCCUCCUCGAAAAGAAGAGGCCUACAGGGGCUGCUGUUGACAAGGCCGCCGAGAUCGAGCAGCUUCACCAGGAGGUGGACCACUACCGGGGUGUUCCCGGUCUCUACUGGGGAAUCUGGGCCUUGAUCCAGGCCACCAUCUCCGAGAUUGACUUUGACUAUGCCUCGUACGCCGAAACAAGGCUAGGCGAGUACUAUGCCUGGCGUGCCGAGAUGACCGGAGCGCGGGAGAAAUCCGGGCAGGAUAUGCCGUUGCGGGAGCGGAGGUGGGCACAGGAGAAAUAG